Messenger RNA from Jaminaea rosea, 1348 nucleotides. RefSeq lists its product as hypothetical. NCBI's taxonomy places the organism in Eukaryota, Fungi, Basidiomycota, Exobasidiomycetes, Microstromatales. The coding region runs from base 24 to 1244 and encodes 406 amino acids. The transcript has 2 exons. The record is from RefSeq and is a predicted model, not a curated record.
CUUCCUUACCCCACAUCGUCGCCAUGAGCGUUGGAGGAGGCAAGAAGUCGAGCAGUCGCAAGCGCAAUGGCAAGAAGCCAGAGGGUUACGGCGCUGCCCAAUCCCCACCCUUCAUCGUCGAUAUGCCUGGCGAGGGCAGCGGCGUACAGGCGGGCAAAGAAGCUGCCGAGACUUCUGCUCAGCAAGUCGCUCGCUCCUACCGCAUCCUCCUCAAGCCGUCGAAUGCAGAGCGAGAGGGGCGUGAGGGGCGUGAGGGGCGUGAGGGGCGUGAGGGGCGUGAGAAGCAUGAGGAGCAUGAUCAGCAGGAGUUGCGGGAGUCGCGAGAGUCGCAGCAGUUGCUGAAGUCGCAGCAGUCGCAGCAGUCGCGGGACCCACAGAAGCCACAAAGCCCGCAGCAGCCACAGGAGCAGCAACCACAGAAGCAGCAGUCACAAGAGCAGAAGCCGCGAGAACAACAGAAGCGAGAGCAGCAGACACGAGAGCAGCAGACACGAGAGCAGCCGCUACGAGAGCAGCCGCAACGAGAGCAGCACCAACGAGAGCAGCCGCAACGAGAGCAACCGCUACGAGAGCAGCACCAACGACAGGAUCCUUCAAAGCCGCGCCCACCUUUGCCAGGCUCGCCCAGCAUACCAAGCAAGGAGCCAAAGCAGCAGCCAACGCAGCAGCCCUCGCGGCAGCCCUCGCAGCCCUCGCAGCCCUCGCAGCCCUCUCUGCAACACUCGCAGCCCUCGCAGCCCUCGCAGCCCUCUCUGCAACACUCGCAACCCUCCUCGAAAGGCUACCUGCCCUCUCAACGGGCGCACAAGGCCUUGGCGCUCAAGACGGCAGCCAGCCUCAACGCUACACCAGCUUCUACCCCUGCAAAGUCAGCAGCAAGCGCCCGCACAGCUCCAGCCGCCUCCUCGCCUUCCACCGCAGACUCGUCAUCAACUGCAAGCAGCUCGAAGCCCAAAAGCACCCUCUUGCAGGCGCUUACGGCCCGCUCCGUGGAGCCAGAGCUGCGUAAGUCUGAACGCUCUACACUCGGAGCCAAGCGUGACGCCUCUGCAGCUCCUUCGCCCGGCCGCGUCGCCAAAGCCCUUCGCACGACGAGAGCCCACCUCGAGCUUCGGAUCCCACCCACAGUAGAGGACCUGGCGAGCAUCGAGGAGGCAAGCUUUCGUGCCGAUAUUGGAGAGAAGAUCUGGCUCGACCGCAUCGCGGAGGGUCUCAACGGCCUGUAUAAGCUACAUCAUGGCUAGCGCGUCGUGUCUACACCCCGACACCACACGCAUCUACACCCCGCACGAAUACAAGUUGUUUCGCGUCCCACCCUGCGCCAUGAGAUGGUCAAGAGCGAUUUGAU